Molecule: messenger RNA, 1590 nt
Organism: Trichoderma gamsii
Lineage: Eukaryota; Fungi; Ascomycota; Sordariomycetes; Hypocreales; Hypocreaceae
Exons: 2
Coding region: 1-1590 (529 amino acids)
Source: RefSeq, a predicted model, not a curated record
AUGAAGUUCCAAAGCACCUCUACAGCCGCAGCCUUGCUGCUAGGCCAAGCUUUUGCCCUACCUCUGCCGUCUUCAAACAUAUUUCGCCGAGAGGUUCCCCAGGAGCAUUCCCAUGAUGUUUUCCUCUCCAUUGCCAACGAAGCUCUAGCAAAGAGCAACCCCAAGGGCAUCACAGAUGCCGUAUUUGGACUUCUUGGUAAUGCCGCAGCUGCAGCUGGCGCUGGAAGUGUAACCAAUCUUGACUGUCUCAAACAAGAGACAGCUGAUCAGGCUUUCACCAAUGGCAAAGCUGCUGGAGAUCUUCGACUGAUGGCUGGAGCAUUGGUGUACCAGGCCUUGGAGAGGAACACUGGUAAAGUCGGAUUAGCAAGUGUGACUUGUACCGAACAAGCUGUGAACCCCGAAAUUCAAGCUGUAAAGCCUCACCAAGACCCAGCAUCUGCCAAUGCUGCUUCCAUAAACAAGGGUAUCACGCUUGAGCUCGCGAAGCAGCUCAAGGCUAUCGGCGCAGAUCCCAAUCUCGCCCUUCUGAGCGGUACCUUUGCUCCAGGAGAUCUCAAUGAUGCAACAGCCAAAGGCCUUACUUGUGACGACCCUGAUCCUACUCUUGGAUGCAUCUACUCAACAGGCACGCUUGUUCUCGAUGCGAGCCAGGAUGAAGUCGCUUCCGCGGUCGCGGCUGUAUCUCAAACGUUUACUGGCACUGGUGGCAUUCAAGCUACGGAUUUGGUUGACUUGAGUAAAUUCUCGACAGCUAAUGUUCAAGGUAACGGCGCUGCUCCUACGCCGAGUGCCAAUGUCGCGACGACCUCUCAGGCAGCCGCGGCAGCAACUCCCACCAAAGCUUCCCAAGCUGGUAACGCAGCUGCUUCUCAAACCGGAGCCUCUAGCAGUAGCGAGACUUCAUCUUCAACAGCUAGUGGAAACAACGUCCAGACCUUUACCGGCACCCUUGGCGGUCCUCCUCCGCCUGUCGUUUCAGGCACGGGAAACCGACCGUUUUCUGUCAAUGGAGAUACUUUUGUCACUGUCGGAGCCGCUCUGCAACGAUCCUGCAGUAUCCAGCACAACGCUUGUGCCAAUGACGCCAACUCUGGCAAGCUCUCCGGGGGAGUAGGUCAAUGUGAUACACAGAACAGCCAAUGCACAGCGGCCCCCGCAUCUGGUGCUACCAGCAGCAGCAGCAACAACAACAACAACAGCAGCAGCAGCAGCAGCGGUAACAACAGCGCUGCAAACAACACGGCCACUGAUAGCAGCGCUGCUAGCGGUAACGGUGCGAAUGGAAAUGCAGCCGGCGCUACUGGAAGUUUUGGCUCAUGCUCCAACCCCAGCAUCAAGUUCGCUAACGGCCUUGAUGGUCGCACUGAGCCUGCAUUUGCCCCAGUUGAUGAAGCAGAUUUCAAUCAUGGCUCAGCUUUGAAUAUCAAGGUCAUUGCAGAUUUCAUUUGCGAUCGACUCAACUCUAGCUGCAAAGCCGGCGCUGCAGUAGUGUCAAAGUGUCAGAGUGCUUCUGCAGCGGCCUCCCAGCUGCAGGGCCAGGCUGCAGCAGAUGCUUUUAAUAAAGCGUUAGGGGUCUCUGCAAACUAA